This is a messenger RNA of Vicia faba (fava bean), 567 nucleotides long. NCBI's taxonomy places the organism in Eukaryota, Viridiplantae, Streptophyta, Magnoliopsida, Fabales, Fabaceae. The record is from the annotation of a GenBank genome assembly.
AUGUUAUCGAAUUGUACGACAAGUGCGAAAGUUAUAUCCAUAUCCUCAUUUGAUUAUAUAAACUCAAGAGUUUCUGAAGUUGGUCUCGCUGCAUUCUUUUACAAAACCGAAUUCAGCCAUAAGCGGUGCUGUUUCGCCUAUAACUUUGCUCAACCAUGUUUAUUCGUCGGUUUCAAGAAGAUGAGUUGGUCGGUCAAAAGCAGCGUAAACGACGGAAGUUUUAGUCCGUCAAACGGAACUAACGGAAGGACACGUAUAAUCAGAGUGAUUCAAGAGUUUCAAACUAAAUUAGGCUCUAAAAUUGAAAAGGUAAAGAAAAAUCUUCCAAUGAAACUUCUUUUCUUCUUGGUUGGAUUUUAUUGCGCAACCGCGUUUUCCACGGUUAUUGGACAAACCGGGGAUUGGGAUAUUCUAUCUGCUGGCUUAACUGUUGUUGUUGUGGAAGGGAUUGGCGCUCUCAUGUAUAGUUCAUCUCUUCCUUUAGUUAUUAGAAGCUUAAUAUCAGUGUUUAAUUAUUGGAAAGCUGGCCUUACAUUGGGACUUUUCUUGGACUCUUUCAAAUAUUAA